Molecule: messenger RNA, 153 nt
Organism: Colletotrichum graminicola M1.001
Lineage: Eukaryota; Fungi; Ascomycota; Sordariomycetes; Glomerellales; Glomerellaceae
Exons: 1
Source: RefSeq, a predicted model, not a curated record
AUGCGGGCCGGGGAGCAGGCCAACCGUACCAACCGUACCAACCGUACCAACCGUACCAACCGUACCAACCGUACCAACCGUACCAACCGUACCAACCUUCUCUCCCCCCGGAGCGUCCAGUUGAUUUGCCAAUGCGCUACGGAGGUUGCUCGG